GUGCCGCAGCGCCACCUCGUCGAGAAAGCCGUGCUCGUGUGGAAGGACACCGCGGCGCCGCUCGCGCUCGCUGACGGCGCCGACGAGGAGGCCAGGAAGAAAGCUGCAGAGGAGGCGAGCGCUGCUGAGGGUGCCGAUGGGAAAGCUGCCGAGGUGGAGGGUGCGAGCGAGGAGAGUGAGGAGGCCAAGAAGAAAGCUGCCGAGGAUGAUGCGAGAGCCGCGGAGGAGGGCCAGAAGAAAGCUGCAGAGGAGGCGAGCGCCGCUGAGGAGGCCAAGAAGAAAGCUGCCGAGGAUGCGGGUGCCGCGGAGGAUACCGAGAAGAAAGCUGCCGAGGAUGCGAGGGCGGUCGAGGAGGCCCAGAAGAAAGCUGCCGAGGAUACGAGGGCCAAAGAGGAGGCACAACAGAAAGCUGCCGAGGAGGCGAGGGCCGCUGAGGAGGCCAAGAAGAAAGCCGCCGAGGAUGCGAGGAGCGCUGAGGAGGCCAAGCAGAAAGCUGCCGAGGAUGCGAGGGCCGCGGAGGAGGCGCAGAAGAAAGCUGCCGAGGAGGCGAGCGCCGCUGAGGAGGCCAAGAAGAAAGAAGCCGAGGAUGCGAAGGCCGAUGAGGAGGCCAAGAAGAAAGCUGCCGAGGAUGCGAGGGCCGAUGAGGAGGCCAAGAAGAAAGCUGCCGAGGAUGCGAGGGCCGAUGAGGAGGCCAAGAAGAAAGCUGCCGAGGAUGCGAGGGCCGUUGAGGAGGCCAAGAAGAAAGCUGCCGAGGAGGCCACGAAGAAAGCUGCCGAGGAUGCGAGGAGCGCUGAGGAGGCCAAGCAGAAAGCUGCCGAGGAGGCGAGGAGCGCUGAGGAGGCCAAUAAGAAAGCUGCCGAGGAGGCGAGGAGCGCUGAGGAGGCCAAGAAGAAAGCUGCCGAGGAUGCGAGGGCCGCGGGGGAGGCACACAAGAAAGCUGCCGAGGAUGCGAGGGCCGCGGAGGAGGCCAGGAAGAAAGCUGCCGAGGAUGCGAGGGCCGAUGAGGAGGCCAUGAAGAAAGCUGCCGAGGAUGCGAUGGCCGCCGCGGCACAGACGAACGCUGGCGAGGAGGGCGGGGCCAAGGUGACGACCUCGGCCGUGGCGAAGCUCAAGCCGAAGCCGAAGUCUGCAGCAGCGAAGGCUGCGGCUGCGGCUGCGAAGGGCACCCUGCGGAUCGACAAGGCCUUCGGCCAGGGCUCGGCCCACUAG
This is a messenger RNA of Prorocentrum cordatum, 1209 nucleotides long. NCBI's taxonomy places the organism in Eukaryota, Dinophyceae, Prorocentrales, Prorocentraceae. The record is from the annotation of a GenBank genome assembly.